AGUUAACAUUAUACAUACAUCUAGUACAAAUUGAAAUCAUUUUCUUCAUAUAAACAGACAGAAGAUAAGAAUGGAUUGCAUGAUAUAAAGCUUUCUUGAUAUUUCCUCUCAUUGUCAUGCUCUAUGUAAAUAUUUAUUUUAUGCCUUGGAUAUUUUGGAGUACAGUAGUUUAUUCAUUGAAUACUGAUUCAACUUUUCAACUGGAACUCUCUGAAACUCCAACCAAUCUAAGCAUACCAAUAAACUCAACAAUCCAUUUAAGAUGUCAGCUUCCUGUUAGACCAAAACCAACUGACAGUGUCUAUGUGAUAUGGAGAUUUAGACAUUCACAUAAAGAUCCAGCACCGAAUAUUUGGAGUUUUAUUCAUAAUGAUGAUGAUUUAGCCAGAUGUCCAGAACCACCGAAUGCAUGUGAAUUUGUUAACCAGUACAUCAGAUUGAAUGAAUUCAGUCAAUCAUUAUUUAAUAACCCAACUACAGUAGGAAUAACCCUCCCAUCAGAUGACCAUGAAUUUAUUCAAACAAGACAAUUAUUCACACUUAAAUUAGUUAACUUACAACCAGAAAUGAAUGGCUUAUUUCAGUGUCAAGUCAUAGUAAAUUUAGAUGCAUAUGAUAAACGCGGAUAUUUAAAUAUAUUAGUGCCUCCAAAAUACCCCCUUCAAAUAAUGAGAAUUGAUGAAACUGCUCCUAAGAGCACAGAGCUGUUAAAUUAUCAACAAACUACAGAAAAGACUCUUACACUAACUAGUGGAAAGUUAUAUUAUUUCAGUUGCCUUAUAACCGGUGUCAAUCCAAGGCCGGAAGUAACCUGGUUUAUUCGACAUUCCAGUGGUCAAUUUAGGAAAAUCUUUACAUUCACUGAAAUGGAUGAAAGUAAACAAACAUGGAAAGCGUUUUCAAAUUAUGUGGAUACCCAAAAAUCAAAUGAUUUCACUUUUAUGGAUGAUAGUGGCUUUCUAAAAUGUACUGCUACAAAUUCUAUGGGAUCUGCAUCUUCUGAUGAAGUCCAUUUAAAUAUUCAAUAUGUUCCAGUAAUACGUCCAUUUCAAUCAAAUCCUAUGAAUGUACUAGAAACUACUUCAUUUACACAAUUCUGUCAAGUUCAAGCAAAUCCUCCAGCUGAAAUUCACUGGAUCGAUGAGGAUCAGAAUAUAGUUUCAACUAAUUCUUCGCUUUUGGUACAUCAUGUAAGUAGAAAUGGACCGAAACAGUACAACUGUGUGACGUCAAAUAAAAUCGGUAAAAGUGUUCAAAAGCUACUGAUUGAUGUACUUUAUCCUCCAACAGUUCAUGUGCAACCAACAAUAACUGGUAAUGCGGGAGAAGCUUUAGAGGUAGUAUGUCGUGUUGACGCCAAUCCAAGUGUUUCAUCAAUUUAUUGGACCUUCAAUAAGUCAUCUGAUCAAAGAAGAAAAUCAACCAAAACUUCAUUAUAUUCAUCUCUUUCAAAUAGACUAGAUGGUUCCAGAUUGAAAAUUCCAUACACAUAUAUAUACCAUACAGGUGAAUAUCACUGUCAUGCAGAGACUGAUAUUCACACACCAAGUGAUUUAAAAUUAUCACAAAAAUCAUUAACUCCCAAGGAAAUAUGGUCUAUCUGGCAACAGAGAUCUAGGCUACAUGCAUCAGUCAACUUAACUAUAAACUACCCUCCAGGACAGCCUACACUAACCGUAAUGCAUUCAGUCAACAACAGUGGUGAAGAUUACAUUAUUUUACGCUGUCAACAAAAUAUUUCAGCACCUGGAUUACCAAGACCAACAUUUCAUUGGAUUCGAUCAGUUGGAUUUGAUGAAAGACAGGAAAUUAUAACAAAUUACUCAAAAUUUGAAUAUGAUGAAAACUCAAACGUAUUCACAAUUGAAUUGUACAAUCUAAGUUUGCUAGACUCUGGUAUUUAUAGCUGUUUUCUUCGCAAUGAUCUUGGUUCAAGUCAACUAGCAUCUGUAAAUGUGCUAAUCAAAAGUAAACCUAUUUUAAUAAACAAACCAAUUGAAAGGAUAACUCUUCAAUUUCAGAAUUCUAAGCUAAUAAAACACAAAAUAUCUAAUGAACAUUAUGAAAUUCAAAAUCUAUUAAAUGUAAAUAUGGUUGACAAUAAAAAUAUUAGUUGUACAUUCAUAUCAAGUUUAUCACCAGAAAUUCAUUGGUUAUAUUAUAACAAUAAAAAUUCAAUUAGUCUCAAUAAUAUGUUUAGUAUAGAAAAGAAUAUAUUAAACUAUUGGACAAAAAAUCGUAUAACAAAGAAUAAAUUUGGUUUAUGGAAAAUUGAAACAACUUUAAAUUUUCAACAAGUUGAUAUCAUUUUAUAUAUUAAAUAUACUUUGAAUAAAAUUUUAAACAAAUUGGAUAAUAUAUUCCCUAAAAAACUAGAAGUGUAUAGCUUGAAUUAUCAAGUAAUCAAACAAUUAUUAGAAUUUAUAAUAAUUCUUCAAAUAGAAGGCAAUUAUCUAUGUGAACUGUCCAAUUCAAUGGGUAUUGAACAGGGUUCAACAACUUUAACAAUUCAAAAACCGCCAAGUUCACUUAUCAUUUCUAAUGAAAUGAAAUCAUUCUCUAUUGAUUCGAAAAAGAUACACAAUUAUCAUACGAAAUUGUAUGGUCCACUUUUUUGUCAAUUCUAUAGUAAACCACUAGUGCAUACAGUCAAAUGGUGGCGAUUUACAAGCUCAAAUUACCAAGAAUUCAACAUUUCCAAUAAAUGGAAACUGAUCUAUAAGACUGAAAAUUUUAACAACUCUAUUCAAAUUGAAGAAACAUCUACUGCAUUAAUUAUUACAGGAAAGCCAGCAAUAAUUCAUCCAUCAGUAUCCAACUUCAACGCACAAGAAGAACAGUCAAUUUAUGGAACUCUUCGUCACUAUUUACAGAAUGCUGACCACAAAUUUACAAUAUUUACAAUGCUGUGGUUGACAGAACUGAAUGAUAACGAUUAUGGAUACUAUAAAUGCGAAUCAGAAAGUACAUUAGGCAGUGUUUCUGAAAUACGUCAAUUUCAAGAACCAAAUGUACCGCAACCUAUCUCUGAAAUUUAUCAUAUUCAUUCCACAUGGACAUCGGCAACUUUAUCCUGGAAGCCCGGCUAUCAUGGGACAGAACUGGAUUUACCAUAUCAGCAUAUAUUCAACAAAUCGGCCAGUCACACUUACUCAGCAAUUCAAAACUUGUUAUCAGUUUGGAUUGAAAAAGCUCAGAAUGCGCAAAAAUAUCUUAUUGAAUUGGAGGAUCAUGGAGUAAUUAACGUAUUACCGAAUGAGGCAAACUCAAAUUUACACGAAUUUUUCAAACCAGUGAAUCAAUCACAUGUCGUCCCUAACCCGUCAUCACUAUACAUAAGUAAAAAUGUACUGUCAUAUAGUAGUGAAAAUAGGAGACAUAUCAAGAGGAAAACGGUCAAAACCCGAUUUCUUAUAAACGUGGAAGGCCAAGUUGGGAUUAAUAUCAGUGGUCUUAUGUCAAAUCACGUGUAUACAGUAACAGUCUCAGGAAUCAAUCAAUAUGGACAGAGUAAAUCAUCUAACCCGUUAACUUUUAGAACAAAAUUCUUAAGCCCUGAAAUACCCGGAAGUAUACAACUAGAAGAAUCUAAAGAACUAAUCAGAUUUUCAAAAGGUAAUCCAGCAAUCUGUGCUCAAGUUGCAAUCAAUAAUGAUGACGAUAGUGAAAAUGCCUGGGAUACCAUACACUUUUCAUUAAACUAUACACCAAUAAUUAUAAUCAAUGAGAAAAUAUUUCAUCCUGAAGCUAAAGAGAAAUAUGUGGAGUUGGUUAACUGUAAACCAUUAUCUUGGAAUCAUUUUACAGAAAUACAAGUUAGAAUAGAACAAAAAGUUCAUUAUCGUGCAAGAUAUUGUAUUUAUGGUCAUAGUACAUUGUGUACAGAAUAUAUACAACCUGUUAAAGAUAUUUCAGCCCGCACUGUCAUCGUAGCCGCUCUACUGUGCAUAUUGUUAGUUGGAUUAUUAGGCGGUAUAUUUGUUUAUAUAGUAUGUAAACAUUUGGACGGAUCAUCAUCCAGCCAACGACAGAACCAAAGCUGUCAUCGUGCUCAACAGUAUCAUGACAGCCAACAAGUGAAUGAGCAUCAAAAUAUCAUUAUCAAAGAUAAUUUCUCAAAUUUAUUUACUCAACCGAAUGAAUAUAAUAUUUAGAUUGGAAGAAACUGCUUAGUCAAAUAUGCAGAAUGGAUUAACUUCUGGCCAGAUAUUCUACUGAUUAUUUUAAACGAAUCACCGAUUACGACGUAAAUCAAGUGGAUAAAUUUCAGAUUCACUUCAUUUUAGUAACUUUCAUUAUCCAGCAGAUAUCACUGGCAAUUAUAUAAUCAUCUACCUAGUUUACUUAUUGAACAUAAUAGGUGACAAUUUUCAGUACAGCUUUUGUUAUUUUUCUAAAUAAAAAACCUUAUUCACUGAUUA
Molecule: messenger RNA, 4421 nt
Organism: Heterobilharzia americana
Lineage: Eukaryota; Metazoa; Platyhelminthes; Trematoda; Strigeidida; Schistosomatidae
Source: the annotation of a GenBank genome assembly